Equus quagga is the source of this 5416-nucleotide messenger RNA. RefSeq names its product potassium voltage-gated channel subfamily A member 6 (gene KCNA6). The transcript has 4 exons. Bases 1 to 1593 code for a protein of 530 amino acids. Gene Ontology annotation, molecular function: protein binding; delayed rectifier potassium channel activity. The record is from RefSeq and is a predicted model, not a curated record. Gene Ontology annotation, cellular component: membrane; voltage-gated potassium channel complex. Gene Ontology annotation, biological process: potassium ion transmembrane transport; protein homooligomerization. NCBI's taxonomy places the organism in Eukaryota, Metazoa, Chordata, Mammalia, Perissodactyla, Equidae.
AUGAGAUCGGAGAAAUCUCUGACGCUGGCGGCGCCGGGGGAGGUCCGCGGGCCGGAGGGGGAGCAACAGGAUGCGGGAGACUUCCCGGAGGCCGGCGGGGGCGGGGGCUUGUGUAGUAGCGAGCGGCUGGUGAUCAAUAUCUCCGGGCUGCGCUUUGAGACCCAACUGCGCACCCUGUCGCUCUUUCCCGACACGCUGCUGGGAGACCCGGGCCGCCGCGUCCGCUUCUUCGACCCCCUGAGGAACGAGUAUUUCUUCGACCGCAACCGGCCCAGCUUCGACGCUAUCCUCUACUACUACCAGUCGGGGGGCCGCCUGCGGAGGCCGGUCAACGUGCCCCUGGACAUCUUCCUGGAGGAGAUCCGCUUCUACCAACUGGGAGAUGAGGCCCUGGCGGCCUUCCGGGAGGACGAGGGCUGCCUGCCCGAGGGUGGUGAGGACGAGAAGCCGCUGCCCUCCCAGCCCUUCCAGCGUCAGGUCUGGCUUCUCUUCGAGUACCCAGAGAGCUCGGGGCCCGCCAGGGGCAUCGCCAUCGUCUCCGUGUUGGUCAUUCUCAUCUCCAUCGUUAUCUUUUGCCUGGAGACCCUGCCCCAGUUCCGUGCAGAUGGUCGAGGUGGAAGCAAUGGUGGUGGUGUGAGCAGAGUCUCCCCGGUCUCCAGGGGGAGUCAGGAGGAAGAGGAGGAAGAAGACGAUUCCUACGCCUUUCAUCCUGGCAUCACCCCUGGGGGAAUGGUGCCAGGGGGCUCAUCCUCACUAAGUACUUUUGGGGGCUCCUUUUUUACUGACCCCUUCUUUCUCGUGGAGACCCUGUGCAUCGUUUGGUUCACUUUUGAGCUCCUGGUGCGCUUCUCUGCCUGCCCCAGCAAGCCAGCCUUCUUCCGCAACAUCAUGAACAUCAUUGACUUGGUGGCCAUCUUCCCCUACUUCAUCACGCUGGGCACUGAGCUGGUGCAGCAGCAGGAACAGCAGUCAGCCAGUGGAGGGGGUGGCCAGAAUGGGCAGCAGGCCAUGUCCCUGGCCAUCCUCAGAGUGAUCCGCCUGGUUCGGGUGUUCCGCAUCUUCAAGCUCUCCCGCCACUCCAAGGGGCUGCAGAUCCUGGGCAAGACCUUGCAGGCUUCCAUGCGGGAGCUGGGCCUGCUCAUCUUCUUCCUCUUCAUCGGCGUCAUCCUCUUCUCCAGUGCCGUCUACUUCGCAGAGGCUGAUGAUGAUGAUUCGCUCUUUCCCAGCAUCCCGGAUGCCUUCUGGUGGGCAGUAGUAACAAUGACCACGGUGGGUUAUGGGGACAUGUACCCCAUGACAGUGGGGGGCAAGAUUGUGGGCUCGCUGUGUGCCAUCGCUGGGGUCCUCACCAUCGCCCUGCCUGUGCCCGUCAUCGUCUCCAACUUCAACUACUUCUACCACCGGGAGACGGAGCAGGAGGAGCAGGGCCAGUAUACCCAUGUCACUUGUGGGCAGCCCACACCAGACCUGAAGGCAGCUGACAAUGGACUUGGCAAGCCUGAAUUCUCUGAGGGCCCCCGGGAACGGAGACCCAGCUACCUUCCCACUCCACAUCGGGUAUAUGCAGAGAAAAGGAUGCUCACUGAGGUUUGACCAAUGCAUAGGCAGGGCCUGCACGAGAAGGAUGGCACUGAGCAAACGAUCUCUUAGGCUUCCUUCUCAUUCUCCACUACUCUCACCCUAGCUCCAGCUGACUUCCUACUCCCUCUCCAACACCCAGUGGAUGGCAGCCUGGACUGUCAACCUUGUUGCUUGUUCCCUGCAGCAUUCAAGGUUUAUCCAUCUAAGUGACAUUUUUGAAAUUCUAACGGUGCCGCCCAUCCAUGCCCAUCUUCUAUUACAUGGAUGAGAGUUCCAUCUGACCUUCCCUCAAGACUCUGAUUUUUCAUGUCUGGGACUUGUAGUAUCUCUAGGAACAGAGAUGUCAACAGGAUAGAAACCAAGUUUACCUGGGUUCUGUUUCCCUCCUUAGCUUUGGGGCAUGCACCUGUCUUACCUUCCAGCCGUGUGGUAACUAGCAGAAGCCAGAGGACAGAAAUAAUACUCGUCCUGCCAUUUUCCUCCAGUGCCCUGUAACACCUGCUGGUCAUUUGGCAGAGGACCCUUUGUAGAGCCUUUAGCUGUGCAGCCUCAAAACACAUUAUUCAUCUCUAAUCUUGGAUGGAAUUAGAGAAACUACUAUUAAACUUGGCCAUUUGGCGGACAUUAGAGUCAGCCCUGGACCAGAGGGGCCAGUGGGUUUUUCCAGGUGUGUUCUGGCACAGUAGACAUCACUUUUUGGUCUGUGUUUAGUCCUCCCCACUAUGAUCCCCUGAUCUCUAGCUUCCAGGAAGGUUCCUCCUCAGAACCAAAUACUCUCUUUGUGCAGGUGCCUUCUUGUGCAGAGGAACUGGAAAAGGGGAACCACAGAGCCCAUAGAAAUGGCUGAAUAGAGUCAAACAGUUGGCUUGGCUGCAUUUGUGAAGAGAGGUACCACUUAGACAUUGUCAUCUCGAAGGGGCAGAGGAAUUUUGUUGCAGAAGGCAAAUCUCUCUCCCUCGCUCCCCUCACCCUCUCCAGCCCUCCACGCUGCUUCCUGGGAGUUUGACUUAGGCCUGCAGUUGAAGGCUUUCCAAAGCAAACUCCAGCUGAAGCCCGCAGACAAGCAAGAGCACACACUGGAUGCAGUGUGGGUCUCUGCCCACUUUAUGGUCAAUGAGGUAGGUGGUUAGAGUGGGGAAGAAGCAUUACUCCUGUGCUCCCAGCCUCGCUAUGAGAGGUGUUUGUGCUGAGUCAAACAAACAUUGGCCUGCUCUGUCCCUUGGAGCUGCAGCCAACCUGCUCUCUCUGGUAAGAUAAUGUGGUGGUACCAGCGGGACGAAGCCAUCCUCUUCCCUUGUGAAGCCGCUGCCUUCCAUCCACCUGCCCGCUUCCCCUCAUUUCUCUCCUAGUACCGUUGUCGUUAGUUUGUUGCCUUGAUAAACCGUGCUGUACUGUUCUGAGCUCUUCCGGGUGCAGUUCAGAAACCGAAAGGACUGUUAACAUGUUUUUCAUUUUAUAUCUAUGCUUCAAGACUCUUUGAUGAGAAUUCUUUUUAAAAAAUUAUUUUCUCGAGCAACUUAUGAGGGAUGGCCUUUUGAGAGUUUUCUUGAGAGACUCUGUGGCUCCUGUGAGUGCCGGAUCUAAAUCUGGAUUUUGCCACAGUUUUACAGGGUAACUUUGGUGCCACGGUUCCUCCUUGUGCCUCAGUUUUCUCGCCCAUUAAAUGGGAACAUUAUUGUCUUCCCCUCCCUACUUCAUGGGGAAUGUCAAAUUCACCUGGGAAGCUGGGAAUGAUACUAUGCAAAUGUGUGAAUUUUAGUAACGGACUUGACUUUGAGUUCAUUAUCCUUUUUCCCCUUCUCCCAUAGGCAAGGCCUCUCCCAGAGUUCCUUCUCUGGCUCCAAAGUCCAAGAAUAGGCCAUUAGCUCCUUAAAUCCCUCCUUAGCCUCUUGAACUGGGCCUCACUCUUUCUUCUUACCCUUCAGCAAGGAGGAUACACUUUAGACCGGUUUAGUGGGUCCUUCCAGGGCCAGAGGCCACCUUGAUUAGGAGCUUGGCUUCUCCGUGCCCAACCUGAAACACAGUAGGAGAUAGAAGAGUUCAUAAUUCCCAACCUGCUCUGAGGCCAUAAAGUGCUGGUUUUCCAAAUCUCUUCGAUUACUUCUGGCUAUUUGGGGAAAGGAUGGGCCCGCUCCAGAGGCAAGGGGAUGCUCCCCGCUGAGGUAACUGUUGGAACAUGUAUCUCUGCGUAUGUGUGUGCGCUCAUCCUCCUCAGCAUCCCGAAUCAAACAUUGCCUUUUCAAGUCAGAGCACGCCUGAGAGGAAAGGGUUUGUGGAAAGCGGAGCUCUCCAGGGACUCUGGUUGCCGUAGCAACCUUCCAGACUGUUCUCUCUUUCUUCUGAUUUGGGCAGCAAGGGAGAACAGGAGACUACAUAGCCCCAGCUUCUGAAAUGGGAACACCUCCCGCAUAUUGGUUUAGGGACUGGUAGUGACAGGACAGGGAUGUGUGACCUUUGGAAAAUGACAGGGUAGCAGGUCCCCAAAACUUCCUCCCUGCACUUUUCUUCCUGGUUUCCCCACCCACUCAUUGAAGCUGCCUCAUCUCACCCCUGAUUCUUCAGAAACUUGAAUGCUAAGCAACUGCCAGUUAAACCAAUGUCAAUAUUACCCUUUUCAAAAUGACAAGGGGAGCCUUGGAGGGGACACGCUCCUGGAGAAGCAGCCGGCUGGGCCUCGCCGAGAAUCAUAAUAGUUUCAGUCCAUAGUGUCAUGUUGUUCUCAACUCUUCAGAGACAGUCUCCACCCAGCUCUAAGAGAGACGGAGACAAAUGAUGCUCCUUUCUCCAGAGAGUCCAGCUCUGUUCCUAGGAAUCUCAUAGGUGGCUCUUCUUAAGAUGUUGAAGAAAAACUGAGAGGCUGUGACCUGACCUAGUUUCUGGCAAGGAUUUUUCCAAGUGAUCCUCCUCCGACUCUGAGCCUCUUCAUGUGGAUUUUGUGUCCUGAGCACCAAAAGCAUGUUCAGCCUCUGUGCCGUGACAGCUGAAGCGGUGAUUUCACAGCUGCCAGCGCAGGCGGGCCGCAGGCCAUCGCUGCACCUGACUCCAGCCGGCAGGAGCUCCCAAAGGUCUUCCUGGAUCUGUCAGCUUGGCUGAGAUGGGGGAUAGUCCUCCUGCCUGAUCGUCCCCAAAGAGAGAGAGGGACAGCUGGCCAUCUUUGCAUCUGAGGUGAAGACGGAGACCUGGAGUCGGAAGAAGCCGGCUCCCACUACUGUUGAGCGGCCCGUAGGGAAUGGGUUUAAGUGCUUUUACGGUUCAUCUCUCUCCCCCUGACCUUCCAGGGGAUGGAGGCAGCAGGCCCAGCCAGAGGCAUCCUAAUCAGGAAUGUAUUUAAUUUGCAAGGAAGUCAGCUGAACCUGACAUCACUUAAUGAUGUGUAAGUAGAGAAUGAGACAAAAUGACGUGGAAUUAUGGAGCAGGAGGAGACUUCCAAAAGUCACGGAAUCCAUUACUCUACCCCGAGUUAGAACAAGGUCCCGGUGACCCCAGACCUGUCCUGGAACAUCCCCAGAGAAAGAGCACCCGUAACCUCGACUCCUUCAAGCUAGUUGCGUUUGAGCCUCCCGACCUUUGCUGUCCGGAUGUUUUCCUGCUGUCUCAGUCCCACGCUCCUGCUGCGCUUUAGACUUCCCUCCCUCUGUUUUGUCCUUUACUGAAAUGGAUACUCCACUGACCAUAUUCCCUGAAAUAACUCCUCAUGCCGGACUGCCGCAAAGGUGGUCUGCAGAGCACUGGUCUCACACGACAUUCUCAUGGAAAAAAAUCCCCAGGGCCCACAUUUCAGAAACACUGCCUCUUGGAGAUGCACAGCAUAUGCACACAAGAUUAAAGGCUCUGA